AUGUCUUCAGUAAACACCAGUGCUGACUGGUCUUUGUCGAAGAACUGCACGUAUUCCUAUGAUCUAGCUUUUCCUUUGGUUCCUUACAUGAACUGUCCCUCCAAUCGCAAGUAUGCUGUAAAGUUCAUACCUCUCGUCUUCUGCGUACUAUCCAUCCUCGGAACAUUUGGAAAUCUCUGGAGCCUGUGGGCUUGCCUGCGGCCAUCCCAGCCUUGGAGUAUUGGAUCCAUAGGGGUCCUGAACCUAGCUCUGUGUGACCUCGCCUAUUUGGCCUCUAUGGGACCAUGGACUGUCUACAUCUACUCUGACUACCACUGGAAAAUGGGCCGUUCGUUAUGCAUCGGGGUGAAAAUCUUAUACUUUGUCGGUUUGACGUCUAGCACCGUGUUCAUAUGCGCUAUCAGCACCGAUCGUUUCCUUGCCAUCGUCUUCCCUCUGGAAUCCAGAAUGAUUCGCACUACAAAGAACGGCAUGUUGGUUUCACUUCUGUUGUGGGCUAUCAUUGCCUUACUCAUUUAUUUCAGCUAUCCUAACAUUUUAUUCUGGGUGAGGAAGGAUGGUCUCCAUGUGUGUGGAGCUGUUAUGAUAUCUAGGUUCAGGACCACUGAAGCCACCUACAAUCUCAUGUCAUACUACUCCAUUCAAGUAUCCGUCCCUCUGUUAAUCAUCAUUCCAUCCUAUCUGAAGAUCAUUGCCCGGAUGAAGCAGUUACGACAGCAGUGGGGUCCGGGGAACAUGCAAACCCGGGACAAGACCAUCUGUCUGAUAGGUGUCUUCAUUGCCAAUUUUUUGGUGUGUUGGGUGCCCGGACAGCUGCUUCACAUCGUUGCCUUUAUCAUUUACUCCAUUUUGGAUGACUGUAGCAAUAUCUGCUGGGUUGCAUGGGUGGUUAAUAUGCUCACUGAAGUCUCGCAAAUACUAUAUUGUCUGAAUGCAUGUCUGGAUCCUUUGAUUUUUUACAUGCAGCAGCGGCACGGAGAGCUGCUGCCAAAAGAAAUGUUGGCAAGCUGCUGUAGAAAGAUAAUAAAGCGAUGUAGGAAGAAAGAGUUAGGAGGGCCCACAGGGGAACCUUUCACUGUGAUUCAAAAAAACAACGGAAAACAUCCGAAAUAGUAAAAUAUACAUCUUAAAUAUUACAU
Messenger RNA from Paramisgurnus dabryanus, 1139 nucleotides. Its product is annotated as type-1 angiotensin II receptor. Gene Ontology annotation, biological process: positive regulation of Rho protein signal transduction; phospholipase C-activating G protein-coupled receptor signaling pathway. Gene Ontology annotation, molecular function: G protein-coupled receptor activity. Lineage: Eukaryota; Metazoa; Chordata; Actinopteri; Cypriniformes; Cobitidae. The record is from RefSeq and is a predicted model, not a curated record. Gene Ontology annotation, cellular component: plasma membrane.